AUGGGGUACAAAACUCUGUGCUUUGGAUUCUCUUGUGUUCUAUUUGCUUAUUGUGUUUAUUCACCUGUUCCAGAGAACAUUGAAGAACCCUGGAAAGUGAGAUUCAUGGAUGCUCUCAUAAAAGAGACUUCACUUGUGGCCACAUUAUUUGAAAAUAUAGGUCUUAUGAAAUAUGGAGAAGUGUUUUCAACUUUAACAACAGUUCAUUUGACAAAACCAAUUUCAGACGAAAAUAUUACAGUGAUUGACACAAACUUUAGAGACAUUCCUGUUCGUCUGUACUUGCCAAAAAAGAAGUCUAAAAGACAGAGACCAGCUAUAUUUUUCCUUCAUGGUGGUGUCUUUGUCUUUGGAAGUUGCAAAAUUUCUGGAUCUGAUGACCUGAACAGAUGGACAGCAAACAAGCUUGAUGCUGUUGUUGUGGGAAUAGAAUACAGACUUGCUCCUCAGUAUCAAUUCCCAGUUGCCCUUGAAGAUUGUGUUUUUGUGAUCAAGUUCUUUCUCCAGGAUAAAGUCCUUGCAGAAUAUGGAGUGGAUCCUACUCGCAUCUGCAUUGUGGGAGAGAGUUCUGGGGGUACCUUAACAGCAAUAGUGACUCAACUGUUACAGAAUGAUCCAGAAUUCAAAGACAGAAUUAAGGCACAAGUCUUGAUAUACCCUCUCCUACAAAUAAUUAACAGCUACCUGCCAUCUCAUCGAGAGUAUGAACACGGUCCAAUUCUGUUCAGGAAGAUGGCAAUCAAGUUGGUAGCCCUAUAUGUGUCUGAAGACACAGCACUACUCCAGGCUGCACUGAGAAAUGAACACAUGCCUGAAGGAUCAAGACAUCUGUUCAAGUUUGUUAACUGGAGUGACUUUCUUCCUGAGAAAUACAAAAAGAACCAUGUUUACACUGAGCCCAUUCUUGGAAAAUUGAAUGCUUCCUAUCCAGAACUUGUGGAUAGCAGGCUGUCCCCUUUGCUAGUCAAUGACUCCCAGUUACAGAGUUUGCCACUGACCUACAUCCUCACUUGUGAACAUGAUUUCAUAAGAGACGAUGGUCUCAUUUAUGUCACACGGCUUAGAAAUGCUGGGGUUCGAGUUACUCAUGACCACAUAGAGGAAGGAAUCCAUGGAGCCAUGUCAUUUACCAGAGCUCCAUUUUUUUUACAUCUAGGAUUAAGAAUAAGAGAUAAGUAUAUUAGCUGGUUAGAGGAAAAUCUAUAA
Messenger RNA from Cricetulus griseus (Chinese hamster), 1206 nucleotides. Lineage: Eukaryota; Metazoa; Chordata; Mammalia; Rodentia; Cricetidae. The record is from RefSeq and is a predicted model, not a curated record.